AUGACGAGAGGGUUGUUGUUAUUUCAACAUGUAGACAUUUUUCUGUUAUCAAUAUUUUAUAUAUGUCGUGUCGACGAUGUUUUUAAAAUGAUUGUUUUAUGCCCUCAAGUGAAACUCACUCACUCAUGGAAGUCAUUAUUAGCCGUUAAUUGCUUUCUGAACUCAACGAUUGCUAGCAGUUAA
Messenger RNA from Clunio marinus, 183 nucleotides. The record is from the annotation of a GenBank genome assembly. NCBI's taxonomy places the organism in Eukaryota, Metazoa, Arthropoda, Insecta, Diptera, Chironomidae.